UCCUUUUACUUUCCUCUUUUUUUCCUCCUAUUUAUUUAAUAAUCUUUUUUGUUAUAACUUUACCUUUUAAUCUUCUUUCUUUCACCUGCAACUUUCAUGGCGGUUUUACCCAUCUGUUCUUCACACUUGGAGUUGACGAUAUCUGUCCCUGGCUUCGCUUCUUCUCCUUCUCCUCCUUCUGGUGAUCGAGGGGGUUCCAUGGUGAGAGAUUUUGAUAUAAACCAAACACCAGGCGGAGAAGAUGAAUGGAUCACGGCAAGCAUGGAAGACGAAGAGGAAAGCUGCAACACUAACGGCGGAGCCGCCGCUCCUCGGAAGAAGCUCCGGCUGGCGAAAGAACAGUCUCGCCUACUGGAAGAAAGUUUCAGACAUAACCAUACCCUAAACCCUAAGCAGAAAGAGGCAUUGGCUUUGCAACUCAAGCUUAGGCCAAGGCAGGUUGAAGUUUGGUUCCAGAAUCGUAGGGCCAGGAGCAAGUUGAAGCAAAAUGAGAUGGAAUGCGAGUACUUGAAGAGAUGGUUCGGAUCGCUGACGGAGCAGAACCGAAGGCUUCAACGGGAGGUGGAGGAGCUCCGGGCGAUGAAAGUAGUGCCUCCGACAGUGAUCUCGCCUCACAGUUGUGAGCCUCUGCCGGCGUCGUCCCUUACGAUGUGUCCUCAGUGUGAACGUGUGACUACCACUACAACAUCUGCCCUUGACAAGGGCUCCACGAAAAUGACUGUCGCUGCCACCACUGUCACCACUGCGGCUGCAUUGUCGCCUAAAGUUGGGACAUCAGCUCUCCAAUCAUGGCCAUCUUCGGCGGCUUGCUAACGGGUAACCAAGUUUAUCAACUUAAUUUAAAAAAAGAAAAAAGGGAAACG
Hibiscus syriacus is the source of this 863-nucleotide messenger RNA. RefSeq names its product homeobox-leucine zipper protein HOX3-like. The transcript is spliced from 4 exons. The record is from RefSeq and is a predicted model, not a curated record. Gene Ontology annotation, biological process: regulation of DNA-templated transcription. Gene Ontology annotation, molecular function: DNA-binding transcription factor activity, RNA polymerase II-specific; sequence-specific DNA binding. Bases 97 to 813 code for a protein of 238 amino acids. NCBI's taxonomy places the organism in Eukaryota, Viridiplantae, Streptophyta, Magnoliopsida, Malvales, Malvaceae.